GCUCCGCCCGCCCCGGAGCGGACUCGCGUCGCGUCCGCACGCCGCAAUCACCGCGGAUCACGCGCCGAGGCUGACCGCGACGCCCAGUGACUGUGCCAGUGCUAAAGUUUACCAGUGCUAGUGUUCCACGUCGAUCUCCCAGUGGCCGUAAAUCCGCCGUCUGAUGCGUCGGCGAGCGAGCGGCUGAGCGCCAUGGAGGACUACGACGCGCGACGCCUGCACUACACGCACCUGCACCCCGAGGAGAUGUCGCUGCACUCGGGCGGGGGCAACACGGAGCUGCUCAAGCCCAAGGAGGAGCCCACCUGCAGCCUCACACCCACCUCGCUCUGCUCGCUCAACCUGGACCCCCCCGGUGGCUACGACAGUAGGAUGUGCAUCCAAGACCCGGAGACGUCGAACUCCCAGCUGCUGAAGGAGGAGGAGGACCUGUCGCGGGUCUACCAGACCCUCACCCUGCCGCCGCUACAGAGGGAGGAAGUCGCCACCACCAAUGGCGUGGAGAGGAAGAGCAAGGCGAGCAUGUCGGCGCACAGCCCGGGGGGCGAGAAGCCGCAGUCCACGACCGGCACGCCGCCCGCCCAGAACAAGCCGCCCUUCUCCUACGUAGCGCUCAUCACGAUGGCUAUCCAGAGCAGCCAGGCCAAGCGCGCCACGCUCUCCGAGAUCUACGCCUUCAUCACCAAGGAGUUCCCUUUCUUCGAGAAGAACAAGAAGGGCUGGCAGAACUCCAUCCGCCACAACCUCAGCCUCAACGAGUGCUUUAUCAAGGUGCCGCGCGAGGGCGGUGGCGAGCGGAAGGGCAACUACUGGAUCCUAAACCCGGAGUGCGGCGACAUGUUCGAGAACGGCAACUUCAGGCGGCGGCGGCGGAUGAAGCGGCCGUUCCGCGCGGCGGCAUACGGCAAGUCGGUGCUGGACGUGUACAUGCCGCCGCCGCACCUGCAGCCGCUGCCGCUCCACCACCGCAACUACUUCCCCGCGCCCUCCUACGCGCCCGCGCCAUAUGCCCGAUACGACGCGUCGUGGCUGACGCAGCCCACCACCAGCCUGGCGUACAGCGGGGGCGCGGUGAGCCGCAGCCCGCCACAUCAGUCGUCCGUCAGCCCCUUCGCGCACCAGCUGCAGCAGGGUCAAAUGCAGGCGAUGCAGCCGAUGUCGAUGAACUACAACGUCAUCGGCGUGCAAGCCCUCGAGGGGUCGUCGAGCCCGGGCGCGGGCGGGGGCGGUGUGGGGGGUGGUGGCGGUGCGGGGUACGCGGGGGGGUACUCCCCGGCCGGCGGGUACUCCCCGGGCCGACACCACGACCUGGUCUCCUCCUCUGACGCCGCCGGCUCCAGGUUCUUCUGGCAGGAAGGUGGAUCGUCGAGUCCGAACUCCGGCUACGUGGUGGGGGGGAGCGGGUACUCCCCCCCGCGCCGGCACGAUCAGGUCUCCUCCUCCGACGCCGCCAGAUAUCCCUUCUGGCCGGAGAUCGGUGUGAAAGAAGAGAAUGCUUCGAACCUGGUCACGAACGGAGCCCCGUAUUCAAAAUGUUUCAUGUAAAAAGUGUCAAUAGGUUUUACUUUCAUAAUAACCACAACGGUGGCAAUCUGUGGAUGUAUUUUUUAGUUUUCCUGUAAAUUAUUAAGUAUGUAAUUCGUUAAUUCUAUUUACUUCGUCUCUUCGACUGGUCUCGAUCUACAUUGUACCUAAAUAUUAUAUUUGGGAGUAUUUCGUCAAUGUAAAAACAAAUUAUUGAUAUGGUGUAGAAAUAUAAUGUUAUUUGUUUGUUUUAUUUAAAUAUAGGUAGGUAUCCUAAAUGUAUAAUUGAAUGUAUAUUAUAUGUACUUGCUAGCGGUUAAAACGUGGCGCUUUAUUGACUAAAAUUUCCACCACGAUUAUGGUUAUUUAUGCGCUGUCUUUACUGAUACGUCGGAAAAGCCACUCGAUAGAAAAUAACAGCUACAUGAAUUAGCAUGAACGUGGUGUACCUAAAAGCUGACUCAAAACAAGAUGAUAAUAUCAAUAAUUAUUCAUCAAUCGUCCUAACGUCGAGCUUAAGCUAGGUACAAAUUCUUUUUUGAAUGUAUAUUGUAUAAUUUGGCACUAGGACUAGGCUUAUGAGAUUUUUUCUAAGUAAUUGUUAUAAUAUGAAUCUAAACGGAAUCUCAAAAAUGUCCCACCGAUAUUUAUGUAGGUGCAUAUAUCGAGUGGAGUUUAGGCAGGGCGAAUACGAGGCUACUUGGAUGUUUGUGAUUUAAUACAAAUGAAUGUUAAAAUAAAUACAAAUAAUUUACUAGUUAUAGUGUGAGCAUUGGACGAACUCAGCCGAGUUUUAACUUAAUUUUCGGACGUCAUUAAGAUCUUAAGACUGUUAACAUAGGUACUUAUCUAUUCGUGACCGAAGUUCACAUGCAUUUUAUAUAAAUUUAUUAUAUUAUAUUGAAAAUAAAGUCCUCGAUGUUAUUCAACGGCGCCUUUCACUUCAGAUAACUGACGAAACAUUAUCCUCUUCAUUCAGAAUAUAUCUAAGCGAUUCGCCAAUCGAUCAGUGUCUUCGGUACCUUUUGUCGAGUGAUGUUUCAAAAGUAUCGACAAAGAAACGUAGUGAGUAGCUAAUCAGCACCCGUAGCAUGGCUACAGUAGAAAUAC
Messenger RNA from Aricia agestis (brown argus), 2634 nucleotides. RefSeq names its product forkhead box protein L2-like. Gene Ontology annotation, molecular function: DNA-binding transcription factor activity, RNA polymerase II-specific; RNA polymerase II cis-regulatory region sequence-specific DNA binding. The coding region runs from base 193 to 1545 and encodes 450 amino acids. The record is from RefSeq and is a predicted model, not a curated record. NCBI's taxonomy places the organism in Eukaryota, Metazoa, Arthropoda, Insecta, Lepidoptera, Lycaenidae. The transcript is spliced from 11 exons. Gene Ontology annotation, biological process: cell differentiation; anatomical structure morphogenesis; regulation of transcription by RNA polymerase II.